CUCCAGCCACAGCACAACCAGAGCCCAUGGAGCCGCCCGCCGCCGCCUGCCCCACGGACCCCGCCCGCCCCACGGAUCCCGCCCGCUGCUGGAGCGCCCUGCUCACCGGCUGAGCCGCCCCUGAGGGAACCACGACUCCCAGCCCUGUCGAGAUGCGCUGCGUCUUGUCCCCGCAACUGGGUGGCCUCCUGGAUGUGCUCACCUGGGCCGCGUGGCCACUCCUGGGUUACUGGCGUCGCCUCCCCGCAGCCGUGAUGAUGAGGAAGCGGCAGAGGAGGAAGAAGAGCUGUGGGCCGGCCUGCCCAUGCUGCGGCUUGGCCACCCCGCUCCUGGCACAUCUGGAAGCCCCGGAGAAAGGGGAGGACUUUGUGGCUGGUCCUGCUGCGUCCCAGGGGCCAGCCCCCCGUCAGGAAGGAGAGAAUUUGGGGGGAUACCCCCAAGCUCCUUCUGUGUCCCACGACCAAGAGGAGGGAGCGAGCCGUGGAGAAGGCCCCGAGCGCCCUGGGGAAGAGGCCAUGGCACAGCUGGAGAUGGAGGAACAUCUGGAGGAGGUUGAAGAUGGUCAGAAGCAACCUCGGGAUCUAUCCGGGUCCCCACAGGACAGGAAAUGUCAUGGGGCCGGUGGGAAACCUGGAGGCCUCAAGCUGCCUGGGGGAGAUGCCCCCAGCUGCCCGCAGGGUGGCACAGACCCGGGGCACCCCGUCACUGGGAACCCCCUGGUCCUGUCCUUGUUCUACUGCCCCUCUGAGGAGGAGGACGAGGCCGGGGACUGGCCCAACGAGGAAGAGGGAGAUGAUGGAGGGCGCUGCUCCGGCACAGACUGGACUGAUUCGGAGGAGGAGCUGGAAGACGACGCCUGGCGUGAGGAGAACGAAGCGCUGUGGGGGGCCCUGUGCCAUGGGCAGGACCCCUUCAACCCGCUAUGCUUAGCCAGGGCCCCCCUGGGCCCCACCCCGCCACGGCCCAAGGACCAGGAAUUCCGGGUUUCCUUCUACCUCUGUGGGUCGGACUCUGAGGCUGAGAAAGUGGGGGACCCCUGGAAACCCCCAGAAAAGCCCUGGCCUAUGAGACGGCGUGUCCCCGGUAGGACUCACCGCUGUGAGCUGGGAUCCCGGGGAACCGGGGACCCCGUCAAGGCGGAGACCUCGGACUCUGAGGGCAACCGGACAGCUAAGAAGGUUCGAUUCUCCCCUGUCGUCACCGUGCACCCCCUGCUGGUCUGGCCCUUUGCCAGCCGGGCUGCCCGCCGGGGGCCCUGGGAGGAGCUGGCCCGGGACCGGAGCCGCUUUCGCCGGCGCAUCGAGCAGCUGGGGGCUGUCCUGGGGCCCUGCCUGGAGCCGGGACAUCGGGCCCGAGCCUGGAGGAAGAUCCAUGGGGCAGCCCCGGAGCUGGCAGGACAGGAGACGCCCUUCCCCCUCCACGAGGGAAAGGAGAACCCAGGACAGGAGCAGGGGAUGCGGGACAAGUCUCUCCAGCUCUGCUCUGAAAGGAUGGAGGACCCAGGUGUCUGGGAGGGUCAGGCUGGGAAGCACAUGCCCCUCCCCUCCGAUUAUAGGGGAGUGGAGGACCCAGGCAUCCGGGAUGGAAGACUGGGGUAGGCCACAGACUGUUUCCCCUGGCGCCCCCCAGUGGUGAUCACAUUAACCCUUCUGGCUCUGGAGCCAGAACUCCUGGGUUCUCUCCCUGGCUCUGGGAGGGGAGUGGGGUCUAGUGGUUAGAGCUGGGGGGCUGGGAGCCAGGACUCCUGGGUUUCUUUGGGGAUGACACCCCUUUACCUACCUCAAUCUCUAACCUGCACAUGCUCCGAUCUGUUGCGUUUAUUUAUUACUGUUAAAUUAUUUUCCGGCUGGUCCAUCCGGCCUCAGAGGGGACUAAAUAUUUAUUUUUUUUUUAUACCUGGAUGAACGGGGGAGGGAGGAGCCAAUUUCUCAAGAGGACAUGACCUCUUCUUUGCGUUUCUGAAUCGCCUUGGUAUUUUAUUCCCCUGCCCCCCUGACUCUGGGCUGCUUUUUAACUGCUCCAAGUCUGUUAAUAAAGGUUUAAUACAGG
Molecule: messenger RNA, 2049 nt
Organism: Trachemys scripta elegans
Lineage: Eukaryota; Metazoa; Chordata; Testudines; Emydidae
Gene: PPP1R15A
Product: protein phosphatase 1 regulatory subunit 15A
Exons: 3
Coding region: 153-1598 (481 amino acids)
Biological process (GO): response to endoplasmic reticulum stress
Cellular component (GO): protein phosphatase type 1 complex; endoplasmic reticulum
Molecular function (GO): protein phosphatase regulator activity
Source: RefSeq, a predicted model, not a curated record